This is a messenger RNA of [Torrubiella] hemipterigena, 2392 nucleotides long. Lineage: Eukaryota; Fungi; Ascomycota; Sordariomycetes; Hypocreales; Clavicipitaceae. The record is from the annotation of a GenBank genome assembly.
GGCGUAUUCGGGCACGUGAUGCCCCGCGAUGGGAACUUUGUGUGUGUUGGCCGGCGGCCCAACGCAUCCCCUCAGAACAGGAAGGCUUUGAUAUUUCUUACGUCAUUUGGAUAUUCUCGCACAUGAAGUGGAUUUCAACGUUUUACAGAACUUCCCUUUCCCAAUCCACCAGAAUAACCCUCUCUGUAACCGUAAAGAGACGUUUCGCAACCGUCAAGAUGCCCGCUGCCAGAGAUCCCACCACGCUCUCCAACUACGGCGCUUGGCGCACCAAGCACACCAGCGUCGACUUUGCUCUCGACUUUGACAACAAGUGCCUCAAGGGCUCCGUAACUCUGCAAUUGGAGAGCCAGACCGACAAGGAGAGCAAGGAGAUCAUCCUCGACACCCGAUUCGUCAAGGUCAUCGACACUUCCAUCAACAGCACAGAGUCCCAGUGGGAGCUCAAGCCUCACUCCGACCCAUUCGGUGCCCCUCUCCACGUCUCCAUCCCCGACGGUGCCGCCAAGGGCGAUCUGAUUGACCUGACGAUCCAGCUCGAGACCACGGACAAGUGCACUGCGCUCCAGUGGCUUACUCCCGCCCAAACCACCAACAAGAAGCACCCUUACAUGUUCUCCCAGUGCCAGGCCAUCAACGCCCGCUCCAUCUUCCCUUGCCAGGACACUCCCGACAUCAAGUCGACAUUCUCCUUCAAGCUGACCUCCAAGCUGCCUACCGUUGCCAGUGGCUGCGCUGUCGGUGACCAUACCCCUACUCCCGGCACCGAAAAGGUCUACCAGUUCGAGCAAAAGGUGCCUAUCCCCUCGUACCUCUUCGCCGUUGCUUCCGGUGAUGUUGAGUCUGCCAAGAUUGGUGCCAACAGCUCCGUCGUUGCUGGCCCUGAUGAGGUCGCUGCCUGCAAGUGGGAGCUUGCUGGCGACAUGGACAAGUUCAUGGACGCCGCUGAGAAGAUUGUCUUCCCUUACAGAUGGGGCGAGUACAACGUUCUCGUCUUGCCUCCUAGCUUCCCUUACGGAGGCAUGGAGAACCCCAUUUACACGUUUGCUACCCCCACCAUUAUCAGCGGUGACAAGCAGAACGUCGACGUUGUUGCCCACGAGCUGGCUCACAGUUGGAGUGGUAACCUUGUUUCCAACGCCAGCUGGGAACACUUCUGGUUGAACGAGGGCUGGACCGUCUACCUCGAGAGACGUAUUGUUGCCCACCUCCACGGCGGCCCUGCUUUUGACUUUUCUGCCAUUAUCGGCUGGAAGGCCCUUGAGGAUGCCGUCGAACACUUUGGCGCUGACCAUGAGCACACCAAGCUCAUUAUUAACCACGAAGGCGCUGACCCUGAGGAUGUUUACAGCAGUGUCGCCUACGAGAAGGGUUUCCACUUCCUCUACUACCUGGACCGCCUUGUCGGCCGCGAAGCCUGGGACAAGUUUAUCCCCCAUUACUUCACCAAGUGGUCCUACAAGUCGCUUGACUCCUUUGAGUUCCGUGACACGUUUUUGGACUUCUUCAACGGCCUGGGCGACGAGGAGAUCAAGGCCAAGAUUGCCACCAUUGACUGGGACUCCAAGCUGUACACCCCCGGCCUUCCCGAGAAGCCCGUCUUCGAUACCAGCAUGGUGGACGUCUGCUACGAGUUGGCUGCCAAGUGGAAGGAUCCCUCUUUCGAGCCCCAGGCUUCGGAUAUUGCCAACUUCACUGGUAACCAGGUGCUCGUCUUCUUGGGCCAGCUUGACCAAGAGGGCGCUUUGAGCGCCGAGAGAGCCCAGCUCCUUGGCAAGGUCUACAACAUUGUCUCCUCGCAGAACGUUGAGAUCAAGUGUGCCUACUUCAGCGUUGCCCUCAAGGCCAACGACACCUCCUGCGUCGACGGUAUCGUUGAGCUUCUCGGCAGCGUUGGCCGCAUGAAGUUUGUCCGUGUCAUGUUCCGCGGCCUCGAAAAGGUCAACCGUGAGCUUGCCCUCGAGACCUUUGCCAAGAACAGCGACUUCUACCACCCCAUUUGCAAGGGCAUGGUUCAGAAGGACCUUAAGCUGUAGAUGAUAUAAAAACAGAAAAGUAAAUGAUUAAGAAACGACAGUAAACAGACAGAUGAUAGAUGGCAUAGAAGGGGGCGAAAUAAAAGUUUUAUUGUGUUGUUCGAUACUUUUGUGUUUUGUUACUCGUAUGUGCUUACUCGAGCCAGCUAUCACCAGCCAUUACCUCUGCCCACGUCUUGCUGUCAGGUCGGUCAAAUCGCUUGCUAUCAGAGACGUCACGAGCUCCCAGGUCACCAUAGAGGUGAGGGAAAGUGUCCUCCCACUUCAAUGGAUCUUGAAGUUUGCCCGCCUCAAUCUUGAGCAGCCAAACGCUGGUAGCAUCCUUGAAGAAAAGACCCAGGGUACCGGGAACCUGU